ACGUCGGCCGGCGCAAGCGCGCCGGAAGUGUCGGCGGGAGUCCGUGGAGACUGGAAAGCGGCGGCGGAGGCGGCAAUGAAGGCUUCCACUUUCCACUCGACUCUUUGAGACUUUAUUGCACGGAGAAGGCACCAAUAUAGGGCUCGAUGUCGGAGGACGGCCUGAGCUGUGAUGGGCUCACGUCCGACGGGGAGUCCGAAGUGGACCAUGAUAAAGAUCCAGAGGCUCAGGCGCAGGAGUAUGUGAACCGUGUGUGGAACCCUGACGUGUCUGGCCCGCGACCCCCCAGUUGCCCAGCGGAAGUGCAGCUCAAGAGCCCCAAGUCCACAGCCUCGGAUCUGAGCAUGAAGCUGCUGACGAGCGCAGCACUGCCCGAAGGGGAGGGGAUGGAGUCUGGCCUCCUCUCUCUCCCCUGGGAGCUGAUCCUGGAGAUCUGCUCCUACCUGGACGCCAGGUUUGUGCUGGGAGUCCUGCCUUUGGUUUGCCGGGCGUUCCAGUGUGUCCUGACUGAUGAUGUGACCUGGAGAAUCCGGGUCCAGAAACUCCUUGGCCUGAAUUUCCCGAUGCUGGAAGGAAGACAUUUUAAUUGGCCCCUGGCAUGUAUCGAACUGGAAGAACACUUGUCCCAUUGGUCCCAGGGCCUGGAGAAGGUGGAGCACUUCUCUCUGAACGACGGCCACUUUGCUGCUGUGGACUGUGUGCUGCUAAUCAAGAAUGCAACAUUGUGCAUCACUGGAUCCAGGGAUCGAAAUGUGAACGUCUGGGAUUUGAAGCGUUUGGAUCAGAAGGACGAGACAGUGUUGGUCAAGUCUCUUGGAAACCGACCUCGUGGUACCCACAAGGGCUGGGUCUGGUCGCUGGCCUCACAGGGGGACAUGCUGAGCUCCGGAUCCUGGGAUAGCUGCAUCAAGCUCUGGGACAUGGCGUGCGAGGGAGCCAGUGUCCGGGAAAUCAGAGGGAAGGCAGCUGUGCUGUGUCUGGCGUAUCUCACUGAUGUCCUCGUGGCCGGGUCAUACGACAAAACCGUCACCGUGUACGACCCCCGAGCAAGUGACCCUGUGAUCACAAGCCGUAAGCUUCACAACAACGCAGUACUUUGCCUAGCGGCUGACGAACGUUACCUGAUUUCCGGCAGCGAGGACAGGACCAUGGUGGUGUUUGACCGCAGAGCCAACCGCGUCCUUCAGAGACUGCAGCUGGAUUCCUAUCUGUUCACCGUCUCAUACCGGGGAGCAGAGGUGUGGGCAGGAGACAAAUGGGGCCUUGUGCAUGUCUUUGACCAAAGAGGAGGACUUUUCCAACAUGUCAAGUGUUACAAUGUUGGUCACCGAUCUCAGCUAACGGGGAUCAAACACUCUGUGGGAACCUUGUACACGUCUUCAACGGAUAAGACGAUCAAGAUCCAUGUGCCCACAGACCCACCUCACACCGUCUGCACCAUACCCCACAGGGACGUGGUCAAUGGGAUCAGCAUAGACAAGAACGUGUUGGCAGCAGCCUCCGGGGCGAUGUCGCUGGAGAUCUGGCGAAUGAACGAGUGAGCGAGCGUGUGUGUGAGCGAGAGAGCGAGCGAGCGAGUGUGCAAGAGAGCGAGAGAGUGAGUGAGCGAGCGAGCGAGGGGCUACCAUUUGCUGCGAUUCCUCCACCACAAUAUAAUCAGGAAGGUGAGGAGGUGGUCUCACCUCGGGCUCCCUCUGCCCCCCCCGCACUACAACUGGGCCCUCGAACUCUACCACUGACGGGCUGUUAGGAAAAAUUACACGAGUGACGGGUGAGAUGGCUUUGUGUCGGUGCCAGAAACAUGCACAACUCGGUGUUUCGGGGCAAUUAAAUUCCUGUUGAUUUGGCACAGUUACUUACGAUUGCUAUUCAUUCAUGUCGAGGAGUUCCAGUGGUUAGAGCACUCGCCUCGCAAGCGAGAGGACCCGGGUUC
This is a messenger RNA of Callorhinchus milii (elephant shark), 1933 nucleotides long. It is a transcript of the gene fbxw9, whose product is annotated as F-box and WD repeat domain containing 9. Lineage: Eukaryota; Metazoa; Chordata; Chondrichthyes; Chimaeriformes; Callorhinchidae. Gene Ontology annotation, molecular function: protein binding. The transcript has 11 exons. The record is from RefSeq and is a predicted model, not a curated record. The coding region runs from base 147 to 1541 and encodes 464 amino acids. Gene Ontology annotation, cellular component: preribosome, large subunit precursor.